AUGCCACGGGGAGUAGACAUCCAAGUCGAAGAAUCUUGGAAGGAUUUCGAUGCUAGAAUCGAGAGUGCCGUGAGGGACCAUGCUAGAGGAGUGAAAGGGCAGCAGGGCUCAGCGAGAGCGAGGCGAAGGAUGAGCGGGAGCGAAUGGUUGGGCGUUGACCGGCGCAUCGCACCUGGUAAUCCAAAUAGUGUCGUGGAGCUCGCAGCAUUGGAUGGAAUGGGACAGCGCCAGGCGGAAAGUCUCGACAUGCCCAAUGCAUCACGCGAACCUGAACUGCGGCCCGAACCCCAUACCCUGCUUGAGGCCGUCUCUGCUGAUAUUGGGCCGACGGAGGGCGAACUAUCUCGAACGAUAUCCCGGAGGCCGACAUCAGGGGACAGUGAAGUACGCACACACCAUGACAAUGAAAUGGAAGCAUAUCCGCACAUGUCUUUCACUCGCCUGCUCAUGUCCGCUCUGCAAGUAGAAGUUCUAUUUGUGCUCUACUCGCUAUUGACCGGAAAGCGCAAGAGGGAGGUUCAAGUUCAGCUAGUUGACGCAGGCAUAUUUGCGGCGAUGAUCCGUUUUUGUGAUGGGCUGAAAUGGCUAAACUCUGGGAAGGAGAAGAGAACUGAAGAAGCGCUCAAGGUUCACUUGAUACGUUUGCUUCACUAUGUAUGGGAUGGCCUAGAUUUCAUACCGGCCAACGAAAGGCUGGAGAUGCUGUUUACGCAUGACGAAAGACUAAUUUUAAAAAUUGGCGGACACGGACACCCGCCCGGGAUUACUUGCACCGGUCCAAACCUCACAUCACGAUCAUCUCAGGAACCCUUAGUUCUGGCGAUGCGUCGACUUUCUCUCACCGCUUGCGCAGACUUGAUUGCCAUUCAAAGCGGGAGGCUGGGAGUGGUGGAGACGGACGUAGCCCCCACUGUUUUCGACGACAACAUCGAAAGGACUAUCCCACGUGACGGUGGAAACCCACUGCACUCCAAAAAGCUUACUGAACCAGCUUCAAAUGUCACUCCCGUCGAAGUUCAUAGUGACAGCGGGCGUCGAGCGAAGUCAGGAAUUGAACGUAUGGGCUCACACAGGUCGGUACCAUUUGCGCCGGACCAGGGCAUUGUUUGCAAGAUAGCGGAUAUUCUGAUGCGAGCACACGCUGAUGACGAGGCUCAUGGUACGCGAAGAUAUCUGCUCGCUGGAUGUAUGGAGACCUAUCUACGCAGUGCAAGCAUAGAUGAAAAGAGCAUUGUCGCGCGACACGGGCUUCUUCUCCAUCUUCUCAGCGAACUUUCCCAACAUGACAAGCUGAUCCCGCAACUCAGCCAAUUUCGUCAGACAAGUUUUGACUUAUUGGGACAGUUGGUGAAGUGGAGUAGGGAGUUGUUUGGUUUUAUGAAUACGAUUUUCCGACAAGAUCCGAAGCUUUUGUCUGGUUUGCUGAUAACCAUGUCGGGCAGUCUGAUUGAUUCGAACGUAUUCGUGAGAUCUGUUGUGAUUUCGUUAGAAUGUUUUCGCGAAGAGGACAAGUUGACACGUAACCCAAACACAGGUAACUCAAAAGAACGUUACGACUUCGCUUCGUGUCUGCUUUGGGAUUUCUUGGAGACUAAUCGCUUACGUCUAAUUCAAGACCUCAUCACAAGUGUCAGGGUGGAAGAUGUCAAUUUUGAGAACAUUUGCUGCGUGAAUACAUCCUUAAUCCUAAUGGUGAUUUCUUAUCCAACUGAGGAAGCUUUGGACUUGGCCCUGUUACACAUCCUAAAUAACAUUUUGUUGUCCGAGGAAAUGGAGAAAUUCGGACCGCAAAACUUUUUCGGUCUAAACCCAGUGGAUAUCUUCUCAAACUUCGAAAAGCUCAUAUCUUUUUGGUUAAGCUACUACCAACAUCAAAGCCUCGAUGUUGCCUCACAAGAGCUGAAUUCGAACAUUCGCUUUGAACGGCUCAUUGCGGUUGCGAACCUUCUGAAGGUGCGAUUGCCGCUUCUAGACGCAAGACUGAAAAGGGAGGCCAACCUUUUGCAGUUGCAGCAAGAAUGA
Molecule: messenger RNA, 2022 nt
Organism: Chondrus crispus (carragheen)
Lineage: Eukaryota; Rhodophyta; Florideophyceae; Gigartinales; Gigartinaceae
Exons: 1
Coding region: 1-2022 (673 amino acids)
Biological process (GO): ubiquitin-dependent protein catabolic process
Cellular component (GO): Cul4A-RING E3 ubiquitin ligase complex
Molecular function (GO): phosphatase binding
Source: RefSeq, a predicted model, not a curated record